CGGCCGCGUAGAGUUCUGGGACUUGAAGUCCGCGGCCUGUUUUACCCAAGUUAGAUCUAGGGGCCUGUGGAAACAUGAAGAGGGUAAAUAGCUGUGUCAAGAGUGAUGAGCAUGUCCUGGAGGAGCUGGAAACAGAAGGGGAGAGGCAGCUGAAAAGCCUCCUUCAGCAUCAACUUGAUACCUCUGUCUCCAUUGAGGAAUGUGUAUCUAAGAAAGAGAGCUUUGCUCCUGGUACUAUGUAUAAGCCCUUUGGGAAGGAAGCAGCUGGGACUAUGACUUUGUCCCAGUUCCAGACACUGCAUGAGAAGGACCAGGAGACUGCUUCUCUCAGGGAACUGGGGCUCAAUGAAACAGAAAUCUUGAUUUGGAAGAGCCAUGUUUCAGGUGAAAAGAGGACAAGACUUAGGGCAACCCCUGAAGCAAUACAGAACCGUCUUCAAGAUAUUGAGGAAAGAAUCUCAGAGCGUCAGCGCAUCCUUUGCCUGCCACAGAGAUUUGCAAAGAGCAAACAGCUGACCCGGCGAGAAAUGGAAAUAGAAAAUUCUUUAUUUCAGGGAGCUGAUCGUCACUCUUUCCUCAAGGCUCUUUAUUACCAAGCAUACCACAAAAAGACAAGUGCAGACAAGUACAUGACCUCAAUGAAGAGGAAGAUAAAAUUAGGCACAAAAGAUGAACCCCAAAAGAAGAACAAAGGUGAUCCCAUGAACAAGCUGGAAAGUUUUUACCAAGAGAUGAUAAUGAAAAAGCGUCUUGAAGAGUUCCAACUAAUGAGAGGUGAACCCUUUGCUUCCCACUCACUGGUCUCAGCUACAUCAGUGGGAGAUAGUGGCACAGCUGAGAACCCGUCAUUACUCCAGGACAAGGGAAAACAGGCAGCACAGGGUAAAGGUCCCAGUCUCCAUGUGGCAAAAGUUAUUGAUAAUUCACCUGAGCAGUGUUGGACUGGGCCUAAGAAGCUGACGCAGCCAAUAGAAUUUGUCCCAGAAGAUGAGAUCCAGAGAAAUCGUUUGUCAGAGGAAGAGAUCCGAAAAAUUCCUAUGUUUUCUUCAUAUAAUCCAGGGGAGCCAAACAAGGUGUUAUACCUGAAGAACCUUAGCCCUCGGGUGACUGAAAGAGAUCUUGUCUCAUUAUUCGCUCGGUUCCAGGAAAAGAAAGGACCUCCAAUUCAAUUCCGAAUGAUGACUGGACGAAUGAGGGGGCAGGCUUUUAUCACUUUUCCCAAUACAGAAAUAGCAUGGCAAGCAUUGCGUCUAGUAAAUGGAUAUAAGCUACGUGGGAAAAUAUUGGUGAUAGAAUUUGGAAAGAACAAAAAGCAAUGGCCAGAUCUCCAGGCUGCUUCUCUAAUAUCAUCUACUACAGAUAAUACUACUGAAAUCAGUGGCAGUUAGAAGAUACAAAAAUUGUGAGUCCCAGGAGGUCUUUUUUACGUCAGAAUUUUGGAUCUAGGGUUUUUGUAUAGAUAACAGUUUGUUUGGAAUUGAAGAAGAGAAACUGAGGGAGAGAAAGCAAAAUUAAGAUAAUCCCUUUUAGCUUUUGGAAAGAAUUGGCAGAAUACAUUUUCUAUAAUCAAAGAUUAUCUAGGAUAGACAAUAUAAUGAGUGUAGAGGGCUGUGUAUAAAAAGUAUCAUUUUCUCAGGAUAAAUUACAGUAGAUUACUUCCAAGGAUUUUUUAAAUCAUUGUAAUUUAUAUUAGGUCUUAUAUAUUUGUCCCUAGAGAUGACAUUCUUUCCAAGACUGCCUCCUAUAUAUAUAUAUAAAACUAAAAAACUAAUUAAACGUUGAAAUAUUUAUAUCUAGAUCCCACUUGUCCCUAAUUUUAUUCACCUAGUAAAUAAGUGACCAGGGGCCUAAACAUCAGCAAAUGCUGUUGAAUUAGACCUUCAGCAGUAACAGUAGGUAGUUUUCAUAGGUUAGUCAGCAAAUAUUUAAUGCACACUUCCCUAUUAAGUUAUCAGUGUCUUCAAAAAUCUGUUCAUUUUUUCUAAUGAAAGAAUUUAGAUCAAAACAUUAGUGUUCUCACAAUCAUUUACACUAGCUAUCAUUUAAUAAUGAUUGAAUUCAAAGCAAUAAGCAUUGAAUCAUCGUCAGUACAUGUUAGGGAUUAAAUAUAUGAAUUUUAGAAGAGGAACAUACUAGCAAAGAAUACCAAAGGAGGGUAGAAAGAAAGAGCUUUCUAGAAGAGAGGCAGCCAGCCCCAAGUCCCCCAGUUGUUUGUUUAUAGUUGCUGGAGAAUAGAAAAAUGACAUGAUAUAGAGGAAGUAGUAUAAACUUUGGAAUCAGACCUGUUUGAACUUCACAGCCAUAUUUAACCAAUCUGUGACUUUGGCAAGUCAUUAAAUCUGAGCCUCAUUUUUUUAUCUAUAAAAAUGAGGAUAGUGAUAUUACUUCAUUGGGUUGUGAUGAUUAAAUGUGAUUGUAUCCAGAAUGAAGAUCAGAAAGAAAAAAGAAUGAAAACAUAACAGAGCAUAGAACCAUCAAGCACUCUAAUGUACUUGUAAUGGGAAUAUCAGAGAAAGAAAGGAGCAGAAAAAAAUAUUCCAAUAAAUAAUGGCUGUAAACACCCCAAAUUUGAUAAGAAACAUUAUCUACACAUCCAAGAGAUCGCAAUGAAUCCCAAGUAAGAUAAACAAGAAACCCACAAACACACCACAAUAAGAAUGCUAAAACCCAAAGACGAAACUUUUGAAAGCAAAAUGAGAUAGAUGAAGCAUCAUUUACAAGGAAACUUCAGUAACAGAUGACUUCUCAUCAAAAACAAAGGAGGUGGCAGUGGGAAAAUUUACUCAAAGUGUUGAAAUGAAAAAGAACUGUCAACAUAGAUUCCAUAUUCAAUAAUGCUGUUUUUCAAAAAUGAAGAUGAAAUAAAGACACUCCCACACAGUCAAAAACUGGGAGAAUAUGUUGCUGUCAGACCUGACUAGCAGGAAAUAUCAAAGGAAGUUCUUCAGGUAGAAAGCAGGUGACCUCAGACAGUAAUUUGAAUCUACACAUACAGAAAAUUAGCACUGGUAAAGGUAAUUAUGUAAUUAUAAAAGAUAGUCAAAAUAUAUUUUUCUUUCUUAAUUGAUUUUAAAAGCUAUUUUAUCAAGCAAUAUAUAUGUAAUUGCAUUAUUGGAUCUAUUACAUAUAAAACUAAUAUAUUUACCAAUAGCAAGACAAAGGUAGAAACAAAGCUGUACUGAAUUAAUGACUCCAGGUGGUAACUCAAAUCCCUAGGAACAAAUGAUGGAAACAAGAAAUAGGAAAUAAGAAGGUUAAUAUAAAAAAGCUGUAAAUAAUAUACUUGCUCUUUCUUCUGUCAGCUUCUUUAAAAGACAUAAAAUUAUAUUAAGUAAUAAUUAUGAUGACAUAUUACUGGGUUUAUAACAUGUAGAGAUAACACUACUAACAAUAAUAUCACAAAAAAUGAGAAAAGAAAUAGAUUUACAUAAGAAUAAGGUUUUCAUAUCUCAUUGGAAUUUAGUUAGUAUAUAGCUGAAUCCAGUUAAGAUGUGUAUGAUAAACCCUAGAGCAACCACUAACAAAAUAGCUAAAAAUAUAUAGUAAAAAUAUUAAAUACACUUAAAUGUCUUAUUAGAAAAUGUCCAAUGCAAAGGAAAGUAAAAAGAGGAAUGGGGAAAUAAAAACUUGAGACAGAAGUAUGAAUGGAUUAAAUAAUCUAGUCAAAAGGCAGAGAUCAUCAAAUGGGAAAAACAAACAAGACUUACCUCUAUGCUAUUUAUUGUAGUCACACUUUAGAUUCAAAGAUACAGAUUGAAGGUUAAAGGAUAGAAAUAUCAGGCAAAUGGCAAUUAUAAGAAAGCUGGAGUGGCUAUACUAUUAUCUAAAGUCUAUUUAAAAUGAGCUUUAAAGCAAAAAAAAAUUUCUGUAGAUAAUGACAUCUAUUAUAAGCACAUAUGCAUCUAACAAGAGUACCAAAAUGCAUGAAUCUAAAACUGAAAUGAAUGGAUGAACAUAAAAGUAUACAACAAAAAGUGGGGGAUUGAGUAUCCCAUUUUCAUUAAGAACUAGACAGAAUUAUGAACAAAGGAAUAGAAGACUUGAAUAAUGCUAUAAAUCAACUAGACCUUAAAGAUACUUAUAGAACCCUUCACCUAACAAGAGCAGAACACACAUUAUUCUUAAAUGCAUAUGAAACAUCUCCAGGAUGGACCAUACCACAUUUUGUUGUUGUUGUUGUUGUUCAGUCACUCAGUCUUGCCCAACUCUUUGCAACUCCAUGGACUGUAGCACACCAGGCAUCCCUGUCUUUCACUAUUUACCAGAAUUUGCUCAAAUACAUGUCCAUUGAGUCAGUGAUGCCAUCCAACCAUCUCAUCCUCUAUUCACUUCUCCUCCUGCCCUCAAUCUUUCCCAACAUCAGGGUCUUUUCAAAUGAGUUGGCUCUUCAAAGUAUUGGAGCUGCAGCUUCAGCAUCAGUUCUUCCAAUGAAUAUUCAGGGUUGAUUUCCUUUAGAAUUGACUGAUUUGAUCUUCUUGUAGUCCAAGGGACUCGUAAGAGUCUUCUCCAGCACCACAGUUUGAAAUCAUCUGUUCUUCAGCACUCAGCCUUCUUUAUGGUCUAGCUCUCACAUCCAUACAUGACUACUGGAAAAAUCAUAGCUAUAUCACAUACCAUGAAACAAAUCAUGGUAAAUUAAAGUGGAUCAAACUAUGCAAAGUAUGUUCUCUGACCAUAUAGAAUGAAACUCCUGUUAGAAAUCAAUAAUAGAAAGUCAGCAGACACAAAUAGGAAUUAGAUACACUUUUAAAUGACCAAUAUGUCAAAGAAGGAAUUACAAGGUUAAUUUGAGAUGAGUGAAAAUGAACAUACAACAUCCCAAAACUUAUGGGACGUACCUAAAGCAAUGCUUAGAGAAAAAUUUAUAAGUGUAAAUGCCUGUAAUUAAAAAGAAGAAAUAUCACAUAUCAAUAACCUCACUUUGUACAUUAAGACUCUAUAGUGAAACAGAUCACCAGCCCAGGUGGGAUGCAUGAGACAAGUGCUCGGGCCUGGUGCACUGGGAAGACCCAGAGGAAUCGGGUGGAGAGGGAGGUGGGAGGGGGGAUUGGGAUGAGGAAUACAUGUAACUCCAUGGCUGAUUCAUGUCAAUGUAUGACAAAACCCACUGCAAUGUUGUGAAGUAAUUAGCCUCCAACUAAUAAAAAUCAUUGAAAAAAAAAAAGACACUGGACAAAGAGAAGAAAACUAACUAGAAAAAGCAGAAGGAAGGAAAUAUGAAAGAUUAGAUAAGUAAAUGGCGUAGAGAAUAAAAAGUUAAUGAAACCAGAAGUUGGCUCUAUGUAAAGACCAACAAAAUUGAAAAACCUUUCACUAGGUUGGCCAGGGAAAAAAGACUCAAAUUGCUAGGAUCAGAAAUGAAGGAGGGAACA
Molecule: messenger RNA, 5372 nt
Organism: Dama dama (fallow deer)
Lineage: Eukaryota; Metazoa; Chordata; Mammalia; Artiodactyla; Cervidae
Gene: RBM41
Product: RNA binding motif protein 41
Exons: 8
Coding region: 75-1388 (437 amino acids)
Biological process (GO): mRNA splicing, via spliceosome
Cellular component (GO): U12-type spliceosomal complex
Molecular function (GO): pre-mRNA intronic binding; U12 snRNA binding
Source: RefSeq, a predicted model, not a curated record